Messenger RNA from Guillardia theta CCMP2712, 264 nucleotides. RefSeq lists its product as hypothetical. The transcript has 2 exons. Lineage: Eukaryota; Cryptophyceae; Pyrenomonadales; Geminigeraceae. The record is from RefSeq and is a predicted model, not a curated record. Bases 1 to 264 code for a protein of 87 amino acids.
AUGUCGUACUUUUGCAACCCGUACACCGGACAGCAAACGAAUGUGACUGUUGGAACUCAUGGCAUGAAUGAUGGCUACGUUCCCGUGCCCCACCAGCCUCCUCUUCCUAACCAGUCAUGGUUGAAGGGCGGCAACAGGUGGGUCUAUGACGAGAUCUAUGGGUAUGGCCAGCGUCCGAUCGACGGGGUGUGGGACGGGCCGGAGGCUCGCGUGCCUGCGAUCGAUCGUGUACUUGCCCCUCCCCCCUGGAGCGAACUUGAUUAA